ACGCGUUACGUGAUUGCGUCACAGAUCAGGAAGAGGACCAGUAUCUGGACGGAAGAGCGUUACGCCUAUGUGUUUGUUUUAAACUGCCAAAUACGCAAGUAUGACCCAUUUUCUCUUCGUUUAACACUUUAAACCUUUUGCCCGUAUGUUUCUGUUUGUAAGCGUUCGUUAGUGGAGAUCAGUGUCAGCUGUUUUAGGAUCAGCAGGUUGAUCUGAGGAGUUAGCUUGAGUUAGCUGCGGAGCUAACAGCUGGGCUCGGUUCUGUCUCAGUCCCGGUACUUCAGAGGGUCAACACCAGCACAGAAAAUAACUCUGAGGCUAUAAUUGUGUUUUAACAUCAAAAGAAACACGCAGAAAAAAUAUGCAAACGUUUGAACUGAAAGAGCUGAAAUAAUCCUCUCUGUGUGUUUAAAUGUCUGUCAGCCUGAAGCUCCGUUAGCUGGACAACCCGUUAGCAUGCUAACAGGUGUUGACCCAGAUCCAGCAGGUAAACCUCAGCUGUCAGAGGAACAAUCAGAUCUGCAUUAAACAACACGAGAGUGGACUCUGAGCUUUAAUGUUUAACCGGUCUGUAACAAUAAUAAUGAAGGUAAAAACUACAAAAAACAACCUCCUGUGUUUGUCAGGUACCAUCAGCUGUGGACAGGUGUGAUCCGGACAGGUGUCGCAUCUGACACUCUCUCUCUUUCUCUCUCUCUGUGGUAUUCACACACUCUCAUACAACAACAUUUACCUUUGAGUCAGUGUUUGUGAUGUUUAAACAGGCUGGAUGAUGAAAUGGUGUCAGUGAUGAUUCUGGAAAUAUUUACAAUUGAAAUGUUAAAACUGUAUCAUGGUGAAAACAAAAAAAUAGACUUUGUUGUUACUAAUAAUGUUAAUGACAAUGAUUAUAAUUAUGAUUUACUUUGUUAUACAGCACUUUAGAAGUGCUUCACAAAUUAAUGGCAGAAAUGAGAAAGAAACCAAGUGAAAGUGAAACGAUCAACCUCAGACCACCUUAAAACAAGUUCAAAACACUCAAAAAUCACAAACAGGUAAAAAGGAAAUAAAGCAAUUGAAAUAAAAAACAGUGCUUAAAGUUGUGCUUAUUGAAGCAUGCUCAGAUAACAGCACAUCCUGAUCUCAUCGGGGGCUUGUUCCAGAGGGUGUGGACUCUGACAGGAGAGGCUUACUCACCUUUGGUCAUCAGUCCUGACGGGGAGACAGCGAGCAGAGCUUUGUCUGGGGACCUCAGACUAUGACUGUGCAGAUAUAGAUAAAGGAGCUUCCCGAGCCUCUAUCAUGGAGAACCUUUCAUCAUAGAGUCACUUUUACAACACCGUUUAAAAGAAAGAGAAAUUAAGAAAGGUGGAAACUAACUAAAUAUACUGUGAAAAAAAGAAAUCCACUCCUCUGUGAAUUAUUCUGAGACAUCAUUUUGAUUCUUUUUUUAUUUUUCUGACUUCAACUGAACAUGCUCUUGUUUUAACUAUGUUUUCUUAUUGUUUUUAGGAGGUCUUUUAACAUUAUAUCUUAAAUUCUCACUCUGUGUGCGCUUGUGUGUUUGUGUGGGUGAGUGAGGGUGGGUGUCUUUGUGUGUGUGUGGGUCCAUUGAUGGGUGGGAGGGUUGGGUUUUAUUGUAGUUUUUAGCCUUUGUGAGGCACUUUGAACUACAUUUUUUGUCUGAAAAGUGCCAUACAAAUAAAGUUCAAUUUGAAUUUUAGUUCAAGUUGUCUUCUUUAAUACAUCCCAUUUUUCCAGAAGCAUCACAUUGUCUAAUGUGGUUAAAGGAAAUAAGAAAUUGGAAUCAGCAUAUUGAUAAUGCUUUGUUUUCAUUCAUUACAAUUUGUGCAUGUAUGAGUCUGCUUUCAGUAUCCUUGAAAAAGAAAAAUGCCAUUUUCCAACAUCUCAUGAAAGAAAAAUGUUUGUAAUCUUUUUAAACUGGUAGAAUAAUCUAAACUGACUAUGUAACUUGGUGAUGGUUGUUUUUGUUUCUCUGUAUAUUUACCCUCCACCCUCAUUAUUUUUGUUACACUUUAUUGUACGUUUAUGUUGUUUCUAGUCUGUUGUCCUGGGUUUUUGUGUUGUGUUUUGUGUGUCACUCAUACUUUGUUGGUGUAUUUUGCAUCUUUAUAAAAUGUCAUGUCAUGUUUAAAAAGAGCUUAACUUUAAAAAAAAUAAAUCUUAAAACAAACAUGGCAGCUGAUCAUAAACACAUUUCCUCUCUUUGUGUGCAGAUAAAGGUCGACCUCUCCUGCAGACAUGUCGUACACUAAAGCAGACACAUACCACCCCGUCCCCCGGGACUUCAACAGCCUCAUACAGACCUGCAGCUCCAACAUCCAGAAGAUCACACAGAACAGUAAGUGCUGCCUUCUCACGGAGAGAAAGAUUUCAUUAUUCUGUAUAAACAAUGUUUAAUUUGAUAAUGCUUUCAGUAUGACAAGAAUCCUCCUGAAAUAAAAACAGACAGAUCAUGAGUAACACAUUAGAACAAAGUUUUUAUAUUUGUGCUCUAAAGAUAUGAACAUUUAAAAAGAACAUGUUGAUAUAAUUACAGACAACAAAGUAACAGUGGACAUCUUAGUUUACUGUGAAAUAUUAGUGCCUCCUCCUCCUCCUCCUCUUCGCUGCCUGAUAGUUUGUACCAUGUUGAAACUUCCUUGUGCUCUGAAACUCAUAAUGGUGAAGUGAAAGUGACAGCUGUUUGAGAGGGGAAAGAAAGAGAGGGAGACACAGCAGAUGGCACAUCUUCUCUCAAUCUGGAGUCUCAUAUUUUUGUGAGAAACAAUCCUGUGUUGAAUCUUAGUUGUUUGUGGUGUGUUAUCUUGAGCUUUUGUGGAGAUCAGGCCUUACAGAUUUCUGCUGAAUGAAGUAGAGAGAUAUGGUAAAAGACUGAAAUUCAGCUGCUGUAACUCAAAGAGGAGAAACAGGUUGAUCACAGUUAAAAAAAAUCCUUGAUUGUCCCCGAUUAUAAUGACUGAGAACAUGUAAAAACAGUUGCGUGGUGCUUCUGCAUUUCUGUGGCUCGUGGUCAUGUUUCUUACUGUAAUGACUUCUUUACUGUAAAUGUCAGACUUACCCUCAUGUUGUUGUUGACAGCUGCUCAGAUAAAGACCAUGGUGAACCAGCUGGGGACCAGACAGGACACCAGUGAACUCCAGGACCGUCUGUAAGUAUCACCUCUAUCUAUGUUGUUUCUUCUCUCUGACACACAAUCUCAGUAACAGCCGUACAGGAAUUUACUCUGAUAUGAUGUAACUACACUGGAGCUGCUGCACUCCAGUCCUAUCUGAUGAAACUGUCCAGAAUCAAACCUGCCUCUGUCAUCACCAAGCCUUUAAAACAAAGAACUAUUUAAUCCUGUAACAGAGUAAAGAUUUUGCUCAGAGAAGACUCCGUGUAGAUCAGAGAGUAGAGUGGUAUAUUUUAGUGUACAGGGUGAUGAUCUUGGCUGUAGAUCGUUUUUUAAGUCCUCUCCCUCUAUCUGUCUGUUUGCAGGCAGCAGAUUCAACACUACACCAACCAGCUGGCUAAAGAGACCAACAAACACCUGAAGGAGCUGGGCUCCAUCCCUCUGCCCUCCUCACCCUCAGAGCAGGUGAGAAUCGGUCUCUGUUUAAUAAUGUAAUUUUUAUAUACAGUAUGUCUGUUUACUUCUGCAUCAUACAUGUGUGUUUUACCUACAAUUAUGUGUUUAUUGGCACGUUUUAAUGUUUAAAGCCUGAAAUCUUUUAAAUUCAUACAAUUUAAAGCCCCUGUGAGGAACGUCUGAUUUGUAUCAGAUUUGGUGCCCCCCUGUGGACACAGCAGCCUCUGCUUAUCUUGUCUUCUCCAUGCUUAACCAGUUUCUUCUGUUAUUAUGCAAAUCUUUAGAAUAUUUGUCAUAUAAUUACGUUGUAUCAGGGAACGCUGUUUAAAUUAUGGAUUUUAAAUAAUGUAAAAUAAAACAAAAAACAACAACAGGUGAAAAAGUAUUCUUUGUAACUGACAUUAUUUUCCUCUAAAUUAAAAUUUUAAGGGUCAAAGACUCAAGUUUGAACUCAAGAUGAAAUAAAUAAUAAAUGAUCAAUAUAGAGUUUUAAAAGAACCAAAACUGAACAGUGAAAAAGGAUCACAGACUCAUGAGAAAACUUAUUUAAGUAUGAACCUGUGUUGAGUGUUUUUUAUGAAUGGGAUUUGGGCAGUUUAGUUAUCCUGAUUUGUUACAUGGUUGGUCUGACCCUCUCUGUGCUGCUGACCUCUAACUGAUCCUGCCCAUCUCUCUCUCUUUGUUCAGAGGCAGCAGAAGAUCCAGAGGGAUCGACUGAUGAACGAUUUCUCUGCAGCUCUCAACAAUUUCCAGGCCGUUCAGCGACGUGCCGCCGAUAAGGAGAAAGAGUCUGUGGCCAGAGCGAGGGCCGGCUCCAGAUUGUCGGUAAGUCAGAGAUCGUUUCAUACCUUAGAGGUUCACCUGAGCAGGACAACAAAGACAACAAAGAUAAAACUUGGAUUCAUGUGGGGCCUGAAAGUCUGUGUUAGACUGACUCUGAGUUUGUGUUUUCUCUUCCUCCUCAGGCUGAUGAUGUCCCUCGAGAUGAGAAACUUGUUUCUUUUGACAAGUAAGUCUUCUCUAAUUCUUGUGAAUCAGGUUGAUCUUUGGAUAAAGACACCAACAAGGUGUUUGUCUGGAGGAAGUAAUUAGAAAGGUGACAGAAAUAUCACCAAAAACAUCAUCUCAUCUCAAGCCUCUUUUAGAUAUGCACAAAGUUCCCGAAAAUGUCCUGAAAGUCCCUGAGGGUGAGCUGCUAAUGUGAAUACAAACAACUGAGUUUCCACCCUGACUCCACACUGAAUAUGUCCUGCUGGUGUUGAUGUCUUUCAUGCUGCUUGUACUCUGUCUAGUUUUGCUACUUGACGUCACAAUCAGGCUCCCAAAACUCUCCCCACGUCUGACAGGAGAGACCUGACAUUGUGUGGGUGUGUGAGGAGUACAGUCAGGAGUUUUUUGUCACAGCUCCUGAAAUUUUCUGGACAUUUCACAAAGGUCAUGUCUGAAAAAAAAAACUGAAUUCAUGAAACCAGGGUGUGUGAUGAUGAAAUGUUAAAUUCAUCUCAAUCAGUUCCUAAAAAUUGAAAUACAGCAGAGCUUUGUAUCCGGUGUUUGCAGAUACUGCCCUCUGCUGGAAAAAAAGUGAGACUGCAACACAGAUCCUCACUUUAUAUGCACAAAAGUUCAAUUUUCAAGCUGCAGGGAUAAACUAGUGUCCAUGUUGAUGAUAAAAAAUAAAUUAUUGUUCUUUGUAACAAAGUUUUUCUUUUACUUGCAAUCAUGCAAAUAAACACAGACAGCUAAAUAAACUCAAAACUAAGCAAGUGUCUUUGUCUUGUAAGACUUUUCUUAACCAAAUAAGAAUAAUAACCAAAUUACGUUUUUGUGAAAGAAAUUAUGGUUUUGUAGCUUCUCAGUGUGAUUUACUAUUGUUAAACAUGUAAAUUCUUGUAUGCAUAGACAUUACCUGAUGGGGUCAGUAAUGUAACAGCUGUACAGAAUACCAGUCAUUCACUAAAGAAAUAAUUGUGAGUUUUUUUCUGCAUUAAUAAAAUUAUGAGGUUUAAAAUUAUGAGGAAAAGUUCCAGUUUUUCUAAAACUGAGAACUAUGUGGCCCACACGGCCCCCAAAACCCCAAACCUGCACUGACAAAUAAAAAGACAGUAAAAAAACAACACUCAGGACUCUUCCACAUAUUAAGAGUCACUUACCUCUUUACGUUUAAUUUAAAUGAUUUCCUCUGUGUGUGUUUGAAGCCAAGACGACUGGGGUCAGAUGACGACUCAGACGGAGGAGGCAGCCAUCACAGAGGAGGACCUGGAGCUCAUCAAGGAGAGAGAGACCAACAUCAGAAGGCUGGAGGUCAGUCUGACUUCUUUAUUUGGAGUUAAACUUGUUCUUUAUAGGAGUUGAGUAUUUGGAUUAUUAAAAAGCCUCAAGCGUCGCUUUGAAUCUAUAAAACUUCAGAUUUCCUGCCAUAGUUGAACAUGAGCUCAGGAUAGUCUUAUAUGCCAAACCUAAAAUGCUAACACAUCUCUUUUAAUAUAGCUACAGUUUUAUAUCAUAUAAUCUAAUUACCCACAUAAUCAUCACUAUGAGGCAGCAUCAGUACCAACCUGCUGAGAGGGAGAGAGGAGAUUAUUUAGACGACCACUGCUCACAGACAUGUAGCUGUCUAAACUGUAUGUUUUAUUUAUUGUUGUGUACAUGUAUAUUUUAGAUAUGUUGCGUAUGUCAGAGAAAAGGCAUGUUUGCUUUGUUGUUUAAACGUUUCUUUACACAUACGGUCAGCACAAUCAGCAGUCCUCCCGGCCCUCCUAUCACUCUUUGUGAAUCAGCAGUCACACAAAUAAAGUUUGUGUUUGAAUGAAUUAAUAUUUUUAUUUUCAUGCCAUGCCACCACUGUAGUCCAUUCCCUAUUACCGCAACAUGGAGAUUUGCAUCUUUACAGCAUUAAAGACAAAAAUACCUUUUAUGAGCAGGCAGGAUUUCUUCUGAGGUUUGUGGAUUAAUCACCAAACUGAUCGAUCAAAUACUCUGUAACUAAGAUAUAUGAUGACUGCCGCCCUUCUGUAUAUUAACAUCAACACACAUCAGGAUACAGAGGGUAAGCCCUGCACCACAACCUCUGACUGAUCCUGACCUGUUUCCUGUUUCAGUCUGACAUCCUGGAUGUGAACCAAAUCUUUAAGGACCUGGCUGUGAUGAUCCACGAUCAGGGAGAGAUGAUUGGUGAGCAUGUGACUUUUAAAAGUAUUGAAAACUUUGACCACCUCUCUCCAGUGUGUUGGGUUGUUUUCAGGUAGGACAGAUACAUUUUAAUGUUGCGUUUGGUCUGUGGCAGGUGUUAAUUCCAGACCCUGAAUGCAGAUGUGUUUAUUUUGUUGCUACAGAGUCAUGUGACUAAUGCUCCUGUGUUCUCUGUCCUGCAGACAGCAUCGAGGCAAAUGUAGAGAACGCUGAAGUUCACGUAGAGCGAGGAACAGAGCAGCUUCAGAGAGCCGCCCACUACCAGGUGAGUCUGCAGUAGGGCCCAACCAAUAUGGAUUUUUGGGAGCUGAUGACGACACCGAUUGUUAGGGGGCUGGCCGAUUACCGAUUAGUCUCAAACGGGCUAAAAUUGGCCCUAGUCUGCAGCACGUUCCCUGUCUUGUACCUGCCAACAGUCUGUGAUGUCAUACAGGUAACCGUCUUGUCUCUGCUUCUCUGCCACAGCAAAAGUCCAGGAAGAAGAUGUGCAUCCUCGCCAUGGUGUGCUCCAUCGUGCUCAUCAUACUCAGCAUCAUCAUCUGGCAGGCUGCAAAGAACUGAACUGACUCUAUCCUUCUCACAUGUCACUGCUAUAUUUUACUCCGCCCCCUCCCACCUGCAAGUACCUGCUUGGAAUCAGAUGAAGAAGAAGAGGCCAGGGACUUUUCUGAUCCGACGUGAUGGAGCCUGAUCCUGUAAUUUUGAAAACGUCUGAUUCGCUCUGAGAUGAAGGAUGAAGAACUGAGGUGGUGGAGGGGAGCGAUCUAAGAUUCCUUCAUUUGCUAUUUUUCAUUUUUCCUUACUGCACUAACACUAGCUGUCACUGUAUUUCAGAUGUAAAAAUGUUUAUGGGUUUAUUUCAAAAAAAUGAAACAACUUGUUGAAGAUUUCGUGGUUUUUAGGGGCUGUAAAUUAUUUCUUUGUUGAGUUAGUGGCUGCUGCUCUCACAGAAACUUGAGGGGUCUGACUCUGGUGAUGGAAGCAGAGGUUGUAAUAUACAUGUUGUAAAAUGGAAGCAGAUUAACAGUAUGAAUAAAAACCAUGCGUGUAAAUAUGCCACUGUGCCACGGUAUAUUCUGCUCAGAACAUUAUGGAUGAUAAAUAACGACAGUGUCUCUGGAUGAAGCAUCAAACAUUUUUAUUGAUUUCUAUGACUCCUGAUGAGAAGCGAAAUAAAUGUCUCAAACACUUCCGAUCCUUGAGACGUGUUUUCUGUCUGAGUGAUAGUGUCAAAGGAAAUACUUUAAAUAUUGAAACUGAAGCAUAUGGUUUUAUGAUCGAUAUCAGCUCAGACCCUGAAGUGUUGAGCGGCUGAAAUUCUCUAUCAGGCAAAAAUGGGACAACAUUUGGCUUUUAGACUCCAGAACCUGGUUUCUUGCGUUCACUAAGGUUUACAGAGCAUCCAUGCUGUAAUGAUGACUGUUCUUCACAGUUCUUCC
This is a messenger RNA of Xyrichtys novacula (pearly razorfish), 8199 nucleotides long. NCBI's taxonomy places the organism in Eukaryota, Metazoa, Chordata, Actinopteri, Labriformes, Labridae. The record is from the annotation of a GenBank genome assembly.